Adineta ricciae is the source of this 555-nucleotide messenger RNA. Lineage: Eukaryota; Metazoa; Rotifera; Eurotatoria; Adinetida; Adinetidae. The record is from the annotation of a GenBank genome assembly.
AUGUCAGAUAUAGUUAAAUUUAAACUAACAAAUGGUGAUGUUUUUGGCAUAUUUCGUCAAACACUGGAACGAUAUCCAAGUAGUUUUCUGACUAAAUUGAUUAGCAAUGAACAAAAUUCCACAUUCCAUUCGCGUGAUGCUGACAAUGCCUUUCUCAUCGAUGAAGAUCCGAUGAUAUUCUCUUCACUUCUUACGUAUUAUCGUUGUGGCGUAUUAACAAUCCUUCAUGACGAUCUUCGUCAAGCGAUUAUCGAAAAAUACAUGUUACCACACGUACAUUCACCGCCAACAACAUCAUCCGGAGACUUACCCAAGUAUGAUGAGCCUCUGUAUAUACACAUUAGUUUUGAACAUGUCUCAUCAAUGUCGGCACAAACUCGACCAUCUCCAGCACAAAUACCGGCUCUACAUGGAUGUCCAUUUCCACUGACACAUACAAACUCGUUUCGAUCGAAAGAUCCGAUCGAAAUUGCCAAUUAUUUAUCGUGCAAUGGAUAUAGCAUGGAACAAAUUGAUCUUAACACACGGUCGAUACUGAUGAAGAGAAAAAAUUGA